UUUUCUGCUCCCUUCCAUCUAUUUUUAAUUAAAUCAAACAACAAAAUAUGAAUUUAUACAAUUCCGCUUCAGUCCAUAUUCCAUCUAUCAUAAGAUAACCUAAGAGACAUAAGAGUAUCGUAAUAGAUCCCUUUCCUCUUAACAAAUUCUUUGUACAUUUUAUAUUAUGUUUUCGGAACUCAUGGAUGGAUUUGCUGAAUAUCGGCGCCACCACGAGAACCAAUGGGGACGUUAUACAGACCAAACGAAACAUCUCCAGAAGGGAAUUCAUUCAUAUCUCCAUACUCAGCUCACUCAUAUGAGGGAUAAUCGAGGCUCUCCAUCUGAUCUCGAAGUCACCAUAGAAGCAGCACUCGCGAGUAAAUGUAUUAAGAGAUCGACUUCCCGACAUGGUGGGUCUUCGAUCAAAACCGGAAGGAACGAUAUACGGAUGCGUCGGCUCAAUUUACCAGAAGAAAGAAACCGAUGUGUUUGCGUUCCUUGAAACUAUUAUGUUAUUAUCAUGUGUUGGUUUUGGUUGUUAUGAAACGUUCGUAUUAUCAUCUUCUAUUUUGUCAUGUAAUAUAACCAAACUAAUUGUGAUUUCUGAGAAGGGAAAUGGUGUUAAUCAAGUUUUGCUAAUGGCAAUUUCUGAGAAGGGAACAGUGAUGGGGCUACGAUGCUGGAUUCGAAUGACAUUGUGUCAGUGAAUUCCAUAAAUAAUACUUAGUGGUUAGUUGAAGUGGAACCAUGGAGAUAAGAUGUUGGGAUGAAUGUAGCCGAUCCGUAAUGCAUUGACAAUCGAACUAGUCGGCCGAAACGUCGCGGAGCAAGGUGUAUGAGUGACAAAGCUCGGGUUAGAGAGGAGCCAUUACGAAGGGCUCCCGUUCGGUGACCAUACCAGUAGAGCACACAAAGUAUUCGACAGAAUUCCCGAGCGAAAAGCAGAACAAUUCCUCAAAGCUUAAGGAGAAACAGAGCUCGGAUUGUGGAAAUUAAGUCACACCGACAUCAAAACUAGUCGAUCGCAUAGUCAACACCGUCAUUCAGAGACAAGUCACCUAUACUCGAGCUAGACAUAAUGACUGAGGUUCUGGCAUAUGACAUUAGUUGAUUAUGGUAGUAAUUACUGCAGUUAUAGGUUCAUGUAUAAUUUCUGUUAACAUUUCUGGUGGCAAUUAUUACCUGAACCAUCUCAUAUAUAGUCUCUGCAGAUUUAACAAAUGCAGGCCAAAGCCUGUCUUCUAUCCAGCUAUGCCUUUGAUGGUCUUAGAGCAACUUCAGGAAGUACAACAUCCAUAUCAAGUAGAUUAAUCUUUAGCUACCCUGAGAUGUGAGAAACUUUACCAACGAAGUGGUCUAUAAAACGACGAAGGAACCGCACAGUAAUCAUAGACUUCCAUAUCUGAAGCCGGAUUGCAAAAAGCAUCAGUGUUUUCCUGAGAAACCCGGUUUUCUGAAGCUUUAUAGGCACCAUCAAUAAUAUCAUCGCCCUUUAGAGAUAAGCAAAAGCAGUAGGAAUGAAGGAUCCAAAAGACCACUAGCUGUUUUGCUAAGCAACAGUAGUUGCUGAAGUUCACUCAAGCCGGACCUCUUUGAUACGGGACCUUGAAGGAAAAAUGGUUUCAACGGACGUCGCCAGUCAUUCUUACAUAUUCUGGACUCUAACCGUAGAACCAUCGAUAAUAAUGGCAAUGUUGUUACUUUUGCAAAUCUCAACGAUAGCUUUGAGUUAGCUACAAGAGUUAUUAAGAUACAGCAAGAGUGGAGAGCCACGACCAUUGCUCAUAUGAAUCGAAAUGGAGGGUUUUCUAGGAUUCUCACUCAUUCUUCAACUGAUAGGCCCUUGUUGUUGGAUUCGUUGUCACAGGCUGCUGAAAUUCAUCAUUGAAGUCCUAAAGCAUGCUACGAUGAAGUUUUCAGUCACCAGUCCAUGCUAUCAUGAUAGCUUGAUAUGGAGAACAUUUGUGUUAGGUGCUAACGAACAGUAUCUUCCUAUUAUCCUUGUCACAUCCGAUGGGCUUAUCACAGUUGAAAUAAAACGACUGAACAAUUGGAAAAGGGCUGGCUAUCAAUGUCAAUCUCGAUAGGUUAUCGUCAGGUGGGAGCGAUGGUAGACGAUAGAUAAUGGAAGCGAUUAAGGUGAAGCUGGAUUUUUGAGGAGCAAACCAUUGUGGAAACCAUUGUGGAAGGCAUAAUCGUUAAACUUGAUGGCUGAGGAUAAGAAAUUAUUUUCAAUUCUGCAAUUUAUUUGUUACUUAGUGGCCAUUCUCUUAAUUGAUUUGCUUAUGAGACGCAUAAAUAUAUAGGUUUGGAUUAUAACUAUUAUGUUGUAUAUUGUUAUGUGCAAGUUGUCAUGCUUUAACAGUAGGCAAAACAAUUGUCGGGGUAUUGCAGAUAUCAACAAAGAUUUUGUUAAAAAUACAAAAGUUCAGAAGUUUGAUGAGAAUGAAGGUUUCAAGCCUCAUGAGGAAUGGAUGCUUGAUACAGAAGGUGUCAACCUUUUAAUUGUUAUGUGCCAUGAAGAUGUUGAUGCAACAAGGUCCACAAGCAACUAUUUGAUGGAAGUUAUUGAAGUUCUUGGUAUUGAGGCAGUUCGACGUUCUCUGCUGGAUGAAUUGUGUGUUGUCAUUUCAUUUGACGGGUCUUACGUCAAUUACCGGCAUUUAGAUAUUCUUUGUGAUAUCAUGACAUAUCAAGGACAUUUGAUGGCAAUUACAUGUCAUGGUAUCAACAGGAAUGAGACUGGCCCAAUGAUGAGGUGCUCGUUUGGAGAGACUGUUGAUAUUCUCCUUGAUGCUGCGGUAUAUGCUGAGAUUGAUUACGUGAAGGGUGUAACUGAAAAUAUUAUGUUAGGUCAACUAAACCCCAUAGGCACCGGUGAAUGUGCCAUGUUACUUAAUGACGAGAUGCUAAAUAAUGCUAUUGAGCUCCAGCUACCUAGUUAUAUGGAAGGUCUUGAUUUUUGCAUGGCACCUCGUCGUUCCCCGAUAUCUGCUACUCCAUAUUGGGUAAACUUGAUGUCUCCAAGUUAUCUGCUGAGCCUGAAUCUCCGGCUGUCUCCUACUAACGAUGCACAUUUUUUUAAAUUAAUUAUCUAUAUUGUCGGAUAAGGCAAGGUAAUUUAUUUGCCGUUUGUAACUAAUUUAGGAAUUAUAUUUGGAAAAUGGGUGUCACUCAUUUUCCAACGAGGACGGGAAACACCUCUUCUUUUC
Molecule: messenger RNA, 3194 nt
Organism: Lathyrus oleraceus (garden pea)
Lineage: Eukaryota; Viridiplantae; Streptophyta; Magnoliopsida; Fabales; Fabaceae
Product: DNA-directed RNA polymerase II subunit RPB1
Exons: 2
Coding region: 2307-3092 (261 amino acids)
Biological process (GO): DNA-templated transcription
Cellular component (GO): RNA polymerase II, core complex
Molecular function (GO): DNA binding
Source: RefSeq, a predicted model, not a curated record